Messenger RNA from Dunckerocampus dactyliophorus (ringed pipefish), 3038 nucleotides. It is a transcript of the gene agpat5, whose product is annotated as 1-acylglycerol-3-phosphate O-acyltransferase 5 (lysophosphatidic acid acyltransferase, epsilon). Gene Ontology annotation, molecular function: acyltransferase activity. The transcript is spliced from 8 exons. Gene Ontology annotation, cellular component: mitochondrion; endomembrane system. The record is from RefSeq and is a predicted model, not a curated record. Bases 552 to 1649 code for a protein of 365 amino acids. NCBI's taxonomy places the organism in Eukaryota, Metazoa, Chordata, Actinopteri, Syngnathiformes, Syngnathidae.
UUAAACAGGAGGUGUGUGACAUUUGCUGCCAGAAGCUAGGCGUUAAACCUCUAACGGAUGAAAGAGAGGAAUUAGUGUGUAUUUAUAUUGUUUCCCCUGAUAACAGCUAAACUUACACUUAGACUCGCUCUCCUAUCCGCCUACGUUACGACACUUUUUAAUACAGCGUUUUAGUUCUAAACUUGUCUUCCAAUGCAGCACUUUGUAGAGUCGGCUAACGGUUACGACUAACUUGUACAGUAGACUCGCUCCAACUCUGAUGCGUCUUGUUUUUGUUAUAUAACGUAAAACAUAAAGCAUUGUUCAAUUUUAUAUGCUAUUACAGAUGAAUAGUCCAAGUCGGUAAGGCUAAUUGUGUCAUGUACACAAGGUUAAAGUUAGCUUUAGCCAGCUCCUCUCUUGUCAUCGUGCUAGAACGGUUUACUGUCUAAUGUUUAUUGCUGCGAGCGUGUCCUUUAAGAAGCAGGAGGGAGAGAGUUUGGCAUUUUGUAGUAGUAAAUCAAUCAGGGAUUAUUUUUUAUAUUCUUAUUUUUAUUAAGUGAGGUGACAACAUGCUGCUCUCCCUGGUUGUGCACACUUACUCUAUGCGGUACUGGUUUCCAGCGACCAUCAUGCUGGGGUCGGCUCCAGCUUACCUUCUGUCGUGGGGGGUUUGUCGCCUCCUCUCCACUUUUUUACCGGCCAAACUGUAUCACAAGUUAGACGACCGACUGUACUGUAUCUACCAGAGCAUGGUCCUUUUCUUCUUUGAGAACUACACAGGAGUAGAGAUAAUCAUUUAUGGAGAUAUACCAAAACACAAAGAGAAUGUAAUCUACCUGUCCAAUCAUCAAUGUACAGCGGACUGGAUCAUCGCUGACAUGAUGGCCAUAAGGCAGAGUGCCCUCGGCCAUGUCAGAUAUGUUCUUAAAGACGGGCUCAAGUGGCUCCCACUGUACGGAUGGUAUUUCUCUCAGCAUGGAGGGAUCUAUGUGAAACGAAGUGCCAAGUUUAACGAGCAGGCUAUGACCAAGAAGCUUGUCUCUCAGAAUCAGUCAGGAGCACCAAUGUACCUCGUCAUCUUCCCGGAAGGAACGCGGUAUAAUCCCGAACUUAAGAAUGUUAUCAGUGACAGUCAGGCCUUUGCUGCUAAAGAAGGACUUGCCAUUCUGAAACACACACUAACACCCAGAAUGAAAGCGUCUCACAUUGCCCUCAAGACCAUGAGGGGCCACUUGGAUGCAGUGUAUGACGUGACAGUGGCCUACGAGGGAACGCUGAGAGUCGACGGUAAAAGAAAACCAGCGCCUUCAAUGCCAGAAUUCCUGUGCAAAGAAUGUCCGAGAAUCCACAUCCACUUCGAACGUGUGGAUGUCAAGGAAAUUCCUCCCGAGCCGCUCUUCUUCCGCAGGUGGCUGCAUGAGCGCUUUGAAAUCAAGGACCGGCUUCUGGCACACUUCUACGAGCAUGAUGACAGAGACAAACUAUGCAGCUUCCCAGGAGAGGGCACACCUUCCCACCUCGGCCUCUCCAAAACCCUCCCCUCGGUGCUCAUCUUGGGAGGCCUGACGCUGACAUUGCUGCUGACCGAGGGCGGCAGGAAACUGUACUGGAGGACCUGGGUGUAUGGGACUCUAGUAGGAUGGCUGUGGGUCAAUGCGCUUCCUUGACCAACGUGCGCACUGAGGAUGGUGCCUUUCUUCUCGACUCCAACGCAAGAGGUGUUCCACAAGCAGAGUAGCGUCAUACCUGUAAGACGUGGUUCUGUGCCGAACCGAUGCAAAGAAAUGUCUGACACCGCUUUCUUGGUACUAUACAGCCAGAAGGGAUGAGAAACAAGUGGAUUUGUAAAAAAAAAAAAAAGAAAAGAAAAGAAAAAUGAAAAAAAAACGAUGAGCUAAAAAAAUAGUCCUCCCCUUCUCUUCCCUUUUUACUCUCCAACCGAACCUUGCAUGCUCCUCAUUCUUUCAUGUUAGCCAAUUCUAAACUCUUGACGUGGCAUUUAUCUUUUGAAGGAGCAAAGGUCUGACAUAGUCCAACAACUAUGAAGUGCUUUGUUUAGCUAUUAUUUAUGCAAGGUUGCUCAUAAUGCACUGAAGUCGCUCCUUACAUUACACGUUGACCAGACUGUCAGUGCAUUCAGGUGGCUUUAACAUGUAAAAGUCAUGCUUUUUACGUAAAUGCAACAUCGUCGCAGCCUCCAGAAGGGCUUCAUCCACCAGCUGCACUGUUUAAACACGGGCUUUAAUACUGAAAAUGAAUGUAGCCAUUUCAAGUAUAAUAUGCAUAUAUGAUGAUCUUUUAUGACUUGAAGACGAGUUAGUCUUAUGAAUGCGUGCCACCACCUUAAUUGUCCCCCUAAAAGCAAAUGUCAAUUGCCAAAUCCCGUCGUUUUUUGCCAUGAUGUUUCAUCAGUGUUUUAUGUUCAGCAAUAAUUAAUCAAUGCCAGCCCCGUGGAUUCAUAUUAAUUUUUUAUACUGGUCUUAUAAAUGGUUUGUUGAUGUAAAAACAUCUACCUUGCUUUAAAGCAAAAAAAAAAAAGCUUACAAAGCCAUGCAAACCCAAAAGCCAGGUGUAUUAUAUACAUCUCUGUAUUGUGACCUGCCGUUGCUGUGUUGUGUUCCACUCUCCACACGUUACUUAACACAUUUGUAGUCCGACAGGUAGUCUAUUUUAAAGGUAAAUCGUGUUUUUAUACCUCAUCCAUUAGUUCACUCCUCUCCCGUGUUCCUAUAUGUCGCAUAUUUUAUAAUAACUUCUAUUCAACUGAAGUUCAUCAGGAAGUUUUUUUUUUUUAAUGUAGACAGCAUUUACAUUUUUUAAAAAACUUUCUGCAAACCUGUGCCUUCUCAUUGGCCCAGACUAACUCUAAGCUGCUGAACGCAGCCCCGUGUGUGUGUGUGUGUGUGUGUGUGUGUGUGUAUUCCCGUUAUUGUCCACACUUGAUGGUGGCUUAUUUUGCUCAGAAAUGGUUUCAGUUGAAUUUGUUUUAACCAAUUGAAUGUGCUGUGGGUAUGGGAAUGUGAGUGAAAUAAAGUCUUUUUCUUGGGAGAGAGUAA